Molecule: messenger RNA, 939 nt
Organism: Cordyceps militaris CM01
Lineage: Eukaryota; Fungi; Ascomycota; Sordariomycetes; Hypocreales; Cordycipitaceae
Exons: 2
Coding region: 1-939 (312 amino acids)
Source: RefSeq, a predicted model, not a curated record
AUGGACCUAACGCCGCCGCCGCAGCAUCUACCGGCCAAUGCGUCUGGCAUCCGACAUCAUCACGAUCCCUUCGGCCGCCCCUUUGCUGCCCUCGGCAUCCGGCCCGAAGCUGCGCAGCUCCAGCGCAUCCGCAAGUUUGCGUCGCCUCCGAUGCUGGGAAAGGAGCUCAACUUUCGCAAGUGCCCUUCGCCCAAGCAAACAAAGCUCGAGACGGACCACUCGUUUGUGCUUUCACAGAAUGCAAAACAUAAUCGGGACUUGUCGGGCAAAAGUGGCCUGUGGAGGGGCUACUGCUGCAGGUCGGAAUCCACCGGCGGCUACCUUGUCCCGGCGGAGCUGCAUCCCCCAGCAAUGAUGGCGACGCCCCGGACACCCGGCACCCCCAAAGAAUUGUUUGCGCACGAAGUCGACUGCGUCCUGGCGGUGAGCGACGAGCCCGCGUCACUCUGGGACGCGGCGGCCGCGGAGUCGCCCGGCAGCUUGCCCGGGACGUGCGCGGGGACGGCCGAGCACCGACUCCGCAGCCGCGCCCCCAAGGGCCUGCACAUGCUCCACGGGCUCGACGAGCGCCUGCAGCAGGAAAAGGUGCGCGCCGAGCGCGACGACAAAAUUGCGGUCGAGUUUGGCGACGAGUUUGUCACACAAGUCUACAACUACCUCUCGCUCGGGUACCCGGCCAUGGCGCGCUCCUUUGACGAGGAGCUCGCCAGGAUUAGCCGCGUCAGUGUCGAGGAUCUGGGCCGUGAUGACGACAAGCAGCUAGCCAAGGGUCACAUGCUCGAGAUGAGCCUCGACGACACCCCCGAAGAGGCGCGCUGCCCGCGCUGGAAGGCGCUGCGCGUGUACAUUGUCGAGUGGGCGCGGCAGCACCCGGACCUCGACAAUCUGAAUCCUCUGGCGUGGGGCGUGCAUGAACGACGUGGCAGCUGGGCAAUCUAA